Molecule: messenger RNA, 3030 nt
Organism: Clavispora lusitaniae ATCC 42720
Lineage: Eukaryota; Fungi; Ascomycota; Pichiomycetes; Serinales; Metschnikowiaceae
Gene: MET18
Product: Met18p
Biological process (GO): iron-sulfur cluster assembly
Cellular component (GO): cytosolic [4Fe-4S] assembly targeting complex
Source: RefSeq, a predicted model, not a curated record
AUGAUCUCUUCCACCAGAUCCCACUCUGUGCACUGCUUGAGCGCCACCUUAAAGCUGAUUACGGCAAAGACGAGUCUCACAAAGCAAGACGUGUGUGUGCUCGUGCAAUUUUUGGCUUCAAAGCUAGAAGACGAGAAAAGUACAGUUCAUGUUCUUGGCGGAUUGGCGUCUUUGGUCCAGACGAAGGCAUUCAUUCCCCACCUCAACGGCAAUUUGGAAACGGUUCUCAAUGCACUUACAUCGAAAUACGAGCCCAGAAAACACUUGGCCAAGGUCAGAUACGAGGCAUUUGCGUUGUUGAGUGUUUUAUUUGAAAACCACUCCGAUAACAUUGUCACCAGUCCCGAGUACGCCAACUUGUUCGUGGCGACUUUUGUUCAUGUGGCCACCAGCGAGAAGGACCCGAGAAACUUGCUCAUGUCGUUUCGUUUGAACUCGGCCAUCAACAAAAAAGUAACGUUCGAAGAUAGAUCCGUCAAUAAGACCCACGACCAGCUCUUGACCGAUUUGUUUGAUGUUUCCUUUUGCUACUUCCCGAUUUCAUUCACUCCGCCUGCUAACGACCCCUAUAAAAUCACUGCGGCCGAGUUGAAAGCGGAAUUGCGAGCCACUAUUGCUUCUCAAAGCCAAUUUGCGCAAGAUACAUUUCCUUCGCUUUUCGAGAAAUUGACGUCGACAAAUCCAGCAGUCCGCAACGACGUGGUGCAGACGCUUUUCCUUUGUGUGACUGAAUACUCCACAUCUACAAUCGAAGAGUACUGGAUCACAAUUUGGGACUCACUCAAGUUUGAAAUUUUGCACAAUGACAUGCUGGUUUUCAAACCUGAAACUGACUACAUUGUGCCUCCGAAUGCGCAGGAUCUCGAUGACACCGAUGACAACAAGACCUUGAUAUUCACGUUGAUGACGUUGAGCGCCAUUGUCCAGAAGUUCGUUGAGGCCGAGUCUGAUCUGUUGCAGAGCGUUAUUACUACAGUCCUCGAAGGGUUAAAGCCAAACUACUCUUCCUUGAACGACAAAACUUUGAAGCAAGCUGUCUUAUUAAUGACUUCAAUGGCCAGCGUCUCCUCCGAAAUGUUCGAUGCAGUGGUUGAAACGUUGUUCUCCUUUGAUGUUUGGGGCAAAUACAUUAGGAGCGACUUUAACGAAAUGGAAAAACAGGACCAAGAGGAUGAGGUGGAUGUGGCAUUGACUGUGGCUAAACAACGGGAGCUCAUUGACAACUUAGGGUUUGUGUUUUCCGCUCAUAAAGUGUUGAACAAACCCAAUAAACUCAUUGAGUACAAGGACCAUCUCUUGAUCUUCAUGGGGCAACUACUUCAAACGUCGUCAAAGUUGGAAAAAACAUUGAAAUGCAAACUAACACAGCAACUUGUCAAGUUGAUGUCGCUCAAUGAUUUUCUUACGCACGAAGACGUCACUUUGGUUUUAGGCUGGUUGAGUGAAAAUUUGUCCGCCAUAAUCUCAGGCACCUCCAACUGGGAGUCUGAUAUUCUUUUGAUUGAAAUAACAAAAGGUCUAGUUCACAUCAUGUCAGACGAAAGCGAAGAAUCUAUAAACUCCCACGUUACUGCGGUGGUUGAGACCGUCCUCCCAACUUUGUUGGAUAACACUUCAGAACCGGGCGUCUUGGACCUAAUUAGCAAGCUUUGCGCAAACUACAAGUUUUUGGAAGUUUUGUCUAUCCGCUUUUUGAACAAACUAGCCUACGACAACUAUGAUAGUGAGGUUUAUGCCAACAUAGUCUCGUGUUUGAUCAAAUCUUUUGUUCAAACACAGUCCGUCAAGCCAUUCUUGACAAACACUUGGUAUGAUAAUUUUGUUCCGAGGUUUUUGUCGGCCACCGUCAAAAAAUCUCAAGAUGAUUAUGUUGUGCUUGAGCUCAGUGGACGCCUUCUUGGUCUUAUAAUUCGCUACAUUGAAAAGUCCAAGCACCAAAAAAUUCUCGAGGAGAUGGUUCCUCUCUUCAUGGGCAAAAAGGAGUAUGCGGGUGUUUCAGUGGACAUUUUCCUGAACCCCACUCCUAAAGUCUGUCUUUUCAAGCAUUUGCUUUCCAAAAUAGACAGAACGUCCUCAUUUCCGUGUGAUGUCAAGGAAACGGUGGAUAAAUGUAUUGCGCUUUCAGCCAAAUCUUCCAGCGAGUUUGUGUCAAACGGCUACUUGCAAGUUUUGUCUUUAAUGGUUAAUAAGUUCAUCAAACAGAAUGACUCAAGCGUUGAUGAAUUACUCUCGAGACACUUUAAGGAAAGCGAGCAGAAUGUUCAACAACUAGAAGUUUCCAUUUGGAUUCUCAAGGGAUUGGUGAACAGAAUCGAUGCCAUUUCGCAAAAGUAUGUGGACACUUUGGUCGAGCAGUUGCUUCUGUCUCCAAACCACAAAUACUGUACUACAAUCAUUAAAUCAUUUGAUAUUUUGAUGGCAGACUUGGACAUUUUCAUGAACACAGAAAACAGCAAGGCCAAGAUCAUCUCUGGUGUCAUGAACUUGAACGUGAAGCUAUUGUACAAACAACAAAUUUUCGAAUAUGUGUUGCCCCAGUUGAUCAGCGCUUUUGGAAAUGCAUCAGACGAGAACAAAAGAGAGAUUUGCUUGGGUAUGUUGGCCACCAUGUUGAACAAUGUGUCUACGAAAAUCUUGAAGCCACACUUGAAGGAUAUCUUCCCUCUUGUCCUAGAUGGGUUGACAUACGAGAACGCUUCGAUCUUGAAAGCCUCGUUGCAGACAUUUAAGGUGAUUAUUUAUGAAUCUCCAGACUUAAUACUGGAAAACUUGGCCAGUCUUGUGACAAAAUUAAUAAGUUUGGGCACUUCCAAAAUCAUUGUCAACAAGAAGUUGGUGAACAACGAACAAAUUAGACUCUUGAGCUUGGACUGUCUCGAAGGCUUGUUCAUCAAAUUAGACUUGGGACAAGUCGUGAAGUACCAGACCUCAACAAGAAACCAGCUUAGCAUGGCACUGGACGAUCCAAAGAGAAGUGUUCGGAAAAAGACUUGCGAUGUGCGCCAAAUGCUUUUCGAAUUGGGCCGUUAG